AUUUUAGUCUCUUCUGGUGGCCAAAGCGUCACGGAACAGAACAAUCGAGAAGAGCCAAGCCGGCCUCUGAAGUCUAUACCUUUAAUCGGAAUCCAUGGCUGUGCAAGCCGGCGUUCAGACCUCCAAAGUUCUCAUCUUGCUUGGCGCAGGGGUCUCUGGUUCGAUUGUACUGAGACAUGGGAGGUUGUCUGACCUAAUAGCGCAGCUUCAAGAAUUACUCAAAGGUGCUGAAGGAGUUGAAAGCACACCUUUUAGUUAUAAGUAUGAUAGUGCCGCCCUCGCUGCUCAGAUUCGACAGCUUGCAAAUGAAAUCAAAGAACUAAGUACGAUAAAUCCAGUUACUAUAUUUAACGGAGAUUCAAACAACAGUGGCUAUGCUUCUUACCUGGUUCCAGCGGCCGCUGUUGGAGCUAUGGGGUACUGUUACAUGUGGUGGAAGGGUUGGUCAUUCUCCGAUGCAAUGUUUGUGACAAAGAAAAAUAUGGCUAAUGCAGUUGCAUCUUUUUCAAAACAACUAAACGACUUGCAGGAUACAUUAGCGUCAACAAAGAAACAUCUUUCUAAGGAGCUAUCGAAAUUGGAUUGGAAGGUGGAAGAGCAGACCGAGAUAUCUAAAAUGAUUCUAAGUGAUGUAACAGAUGUGAAAUCAAGUAUUUCACAACUUGGGUUUGACUUUCAACAAAUUAAUGAAAUGAUAUCCGGAAUAGAAGGGAAGAUUGACAGUCUUGAAAGCAAACAAGAUGUGACACUCUCAGGACUAUGGCAUUUGUGUCAAAUUGCAGGAGUUAAAGACAGCGCAGCCACUAAAGUCAUUCAGGAUGUUGGUGCGAGACUACCUAUCGAUGCAAAACCAUCUUCUAACAAUUCUCUUUCGGGUCUGCGGUUCCUAACAGAAGGAGAGGAGGGUGUAAAUGUAAUACACAACAAGCCUGUUUUGGAGAAAGAAAGCCCGUUGAUGGUGAAACCAGCGGUGGAGGAGAAAACAAAAGCUGCCGUGGUGACAAGAACCAGAGUUCACAGAGCGUUUCCCGGUGGGAUAUCUUGGGUACAAGACCUUACCAGACAAUCAUAAAACAUAUAUUUUUGGUGAUCUUUUUUACAAAGAAUUUACUUUAUAUGGUCCCAACUUCUGAUAUACUGGGACUGGGCAAUUAUUUAUCUGUAAGUAAGCAAACUAUACACAUAUUACUACAUUCAUCAACAGUUUGUGUUGGUUACCCUUAUUGUUUGUGAAAGAAAGAGUGUGGAAAAAAGCUUUCACGUAUGUUUGAAUGAGAAUAAAAUGAUACGUGGAUUUGUUCUAA
Raphanus sativus (radish) is the source of this 1304-nucleotide messenger RNA. RefSeq lists its product as uncharacterized. NCBI's taxonomy places the organism in Eukaryota, Viridiplantae, Streptophyta, Magnoliopsida, Brassicales, Brassicaceae. Bases 95 to 1072 code for a protein of 325 amino acids. The record is from RefSeq and is a predicted model, not a curated record. The transcript is spliced from 11 exons.